AUGUACAGAAAAAUACAGAUCGAUUUUCGUCGUAUUUCACAACCGCCACAUGUGAAAAUCGAGAAUAAUAAUUCAUCGACCGAGUUAUACGAGCGCGUGAAUACCAUUGUGAAACCAUAUGGUGCAGUCGGAUACAAGACUUUGGAAAAAUUUGGCGCAGAGAUUGGUAGCUAUUUGAUGGGUAUGAUGCCAGAAUUGAAAUGGGCAUUGAAACACGUUGACAAUUACGAAAGCUUUUUAUAG
Messenger RNA from Ambispora leptoticha, 243 nucleotides. The record is from the annotation of a GenBank genome assembly. NCBI's taxonomy places the organism in Eukaryota, Fungi, Glomeromycota, Glomeromycetes, Archaeosporales, Ambisporaceae.